Molecule: messenger RNA, 1914 nt
Organism: Dendrobium catenatum
Lineage: Eukaryota; Viridiplantae; Streptophyta; Magnoliopsida; Asparagales; Orchidaceae
Product: E3 ubiquitin-protein ligase listerin-like
Exons: 9
Biological process (GO): rescue of stalled cytosolic ribosome; ribosome-associated ubiquitin-dependent protein catabolic process
Cellular component (GO): RQC complex; cytosol
Molecular function (GO): ribosomal large subunit binding; ubiquitin protein ligase activity
Source: RefSeq, a predicted model, not a curated record
GGGAACACCGACUCUUCUUUCUUCUACCCGUUGGCGGCGCCAGGUUUCAGCCACCAUCAUUCCUCCUCUUCUUCCACAAUAUCGCCCUCCCUCAAAAUAUAGACGCUCAUUUUUCUAGGUUUUUUGAUGGGGAAGGAGAAGGGAGAAGGCGCAAGGAGCAAGAAUCGCCCUUCGAGUAGCAGUCUUGCUGCGUCGUUGGUGCCGGUGGGAGCGUCAAGCAUUGGAUUUGGAGGUUACGUUGGGAGUUCCAAGAUCGAGUCUUCUUCCUCAACAGAAGAAUCUCCGUCAUUCUUGAACGUGGAUAAUGAAGUGGCACAACACCUGAGGAGGCUUGGCAGAAAGGAUCCUACAACAAAGGUUAAAGCUUUAACUGCAUUGUGUUUACUAUUUAAACAAAAGUCUUCAGAGGAAGUUGUGCAGAUUGUGCCACAAUGGGCAUACGAGUACAAAAGGCUAUUGCUUGACUAUAAUAGGGAUGUACGGCGGGCUACACAUGAUACCAUGGCUACUCUUGUUGUUGUUGUCAGGAGGGGCUUGGCUCCACAUUUGAAGUCUUUGAUGGGACCUUGGUGGUGCGCUCAAUUUGAUCCAAUUCCUGAGGUUUCUCAAGCAGCCAGGUGUUCCUUAGAGGUUGCAUUCCCUGCACCAGAAAAAAGGUUUGAUGCCCUUGUUUUAUGUGUGGAUUCGAUCUUUGUGUAUCUAGACGAGAAUCUGAAGCUCACACCACAUGCUAUGUCUGAUAAGGCUACACCUAUGGAUGAGUUGGAAGAUAUGCACCAUAGGGUGAUAUCGUGUUCACUGAUGGCCAUUGCAACUCUGAUUGAUAUACUACUGAGCAAAGGAGUAGAAACUAGCUCUGAAAUUGUUAGCAUUGAACAAAAGCUCGCUUCCAAAGCUAGGAUAACAGUUACAUCUGCUGCUGAAAAGUUAUUUUCGGUGCAUAAUUUUUUUCUAGAUUUUCUUAAGCAUAAAAGCCCUGCUAUUCGUUCGGCGACAUAUUCAGUUCUAACAAUCUAUGUUAAAAAUAUCCCUCAUGCUUAUAAUGAAGGAAACAUGAAAUCCCUAGCAGCAGCUAUACUUGGUUCUUUCCAAGAGAAAGAUAUGUCGUGCCAUUCUUCAAUGUGGGAUAUGAUUCUGCUUUUCUCCAGAAGAUUUCCAGAUGCUUGGUAUUCCAACAAUAUUCUUAAAACCAUCUUAAAUGGACUGUGGCAAUUUCUAAGAAAUGGAUGCUAUGGAUCACAGAAAGUUUCAUAUCCAGCAUUGUUGAUUUUAUUAGAAUCUUUGCCUCCUAAGGCUGUUAAUGGGGAGCAAUUUCUUCUGUUAUUUUUCCAAAGCCUCUGGGCUGGAAGAAAUUUAUUGCGCUCAGCCACAGAUAAUGCUAUUUUCUUUAAGGCAUUUCAAGAAUGUUUUUUGUGGGCAUUAGACAAUGCAACAAGGUUUUCCAAAAGUGAUUCUGGCCGAAGUUCUCUAUCUAUACAACUUGUUAAUGGUAUUCUUAUAAUGCUUUUAUGGUAUGAUUAUCUUCCAAUGAACUCCAAAAAUCAUGGUGAAACUUCAUUGGAAAUAAUUACUAGGGUUGAAGGUAAUCCAUUAUCAAAUGACAAGUCAGCUGGAGCAAAAAAAUAUUCUUCAAGCUAUAUUCAAGAAUUAGGCAAAUGUAUUGUUGAUAUAUUGACACAUGUUUCAUUGAAAGAUAUGAGUUUGCUCCAUGAUUUCUAUGCAACAUUUGUGAAAUAUUGUUUGGCUCUUUUACAACAUAAAAUCUUCUCAAAAAUAAUUCAAGAGUAUUUCAGAAGGAUUAUUAAUUUCUUUUUGCUUCUGGAUCAACUGCCUUUGCGGAAGGAUCAAACAUGGCCUUGGGAAUUUCUUGCUGGACCACUGAUUGCGAGCUCUUUCACAACUAUCAAAACUCUU